CUUAGAGCAAGGAAUAUAGUAGUUGGGGAUCUGGGAGGUAAUCUGCAAAAUAAAGGUAGGCUACAGAAUUUUUAAUUGCCACCAAACUUUUGUCACCAGAUAACCACCUGCAUUCCCCCCCCCCCAUAGUCUAAAAUAAUAAACAUACUUGAGCUAGCAAGGCACUAACUUUCAUACAAUAAAUAUUUGGACACAGUAGCUAUUAUACCUCACUUAUUGUUUACUCAUACUUAACACAGUUGACCAUGCCCAGUUAAGUACCAGCAUACAAGGAAACCUUGCCUUGCUGGAGAACAUUCCCUGUAACUAUCAGCACAGUGGUUUCCUGGGACAACCCACAACAAAUCUGGCUGCAGCUGUCCCAGGGUCCCAAUCAUGAAAGAUUAGUGAUUGUACACGAAUCUUCUGAAAUUUUCUGGCACCUGAAAGGUUAAAAAUCUCAGAAAGCAUUUCAGGAGACAAGGAGAGGCUGCUGAUCACCAGAAGCACAGCCCCACCCAUCUGGAAGAGCCCCCCAAAUAUCCUAGAGAUUCCAUAUAAGCAGCAACAUGGAAAAGAAGCCAGUAUUGCCAAGGUGAUCUGGAUUCAGGAAUAAAUGGAAAAGGCCUUCAAUCAAAAAGAAUCAUCUCCUCAGAGACCCAAACAUUGACAUUACAGCCACAGAAUGAGCCAUCUGUCACUGGGCAUUUUGGCUACAAGCUUUAUUUUGAAUCCAGAAGGAGAGAAAAGGAACUGACAGGGGUUUUGCAGGGUGAAGUCCAGGGCAAAGGUCUGAAGGACACCACUGAUGAAGGAAACCUCUCAAUGCUUCUCUGAGGGCUCUGGGCGUGCCUAUUCCCCAAGAGUGGUUGCACCAGUUUGCAGUCUCACCAGCAAGGAUGAAUCUGUAGAGAAAAGAGAGAUGCCUUCCGAAGUUUCUUUCAUUUCCAGUUGCAUGUCUGUGGCCAUGGAAAAACUUCUUGCAUAUAAAAUCAAAGAGCUACAAAAAGUUCUGAACCGUAUUUACUGAGAAGCCCAUCUAUAACAUCUCCAUAAUUUCAGAGUUUUGAAGCUACUUCCAAACAAUUGGUACCCAAAAAAGGAAGGCAAUGUCUAUGGUCAUUUGCACAAAGGGCUGCCUCUGAGAUUACCUGCUUUUCUCGAUCAAGGAAAUGUUAUCUGCCUCCACACUUCCAACCUGGCCGGUUAUCAUCAUCGAGUUUCCAGCACAAAAUACCUUUAAGUGGAGUCUUACUCCAAUCAACAUGCACAGCGCCUGCCAACACAGCUGGAAGUUCUGCAAGUGCAUCCUCUCUGGUUCUGAGAGGACUUUCUGAAAGACAGAUUUUAGUCCCAGUUUGUAACCAAGAAAACAGAAAUCUGAAUUGAUUGUCCAAAGGUUUCCAUUGGACCCUGUUGCCGCUUCAUUAUUCAGAAAAUACUCAGUUUCUUAAGUUACAAAUGCAUUUAAACAAUGACCAAGUCAUGCUGCAACAGGCACUGGGAACAAAUGAACAACUGCAGCAAGAAAUAGCUAAGCUUGGGUCUGAAAUCCCAACACUGAAAAAAGAGUGAGGCCAAUAAUGCUCAAAAGGCUCCUCUUUGAAGAGAUCAAAAAUAGCACAUUCAUCAAACGCACUGCAGUCAGAGCCCAGAGGAGAGGACUCAAGGCUGGGACCAGGGACCCUACUCCAGGCCUUGGAAUAUUCCAGUGAACAAAUCAGAAGAAAACUGCUGUCGUGAAGGACAGUUGACAGGGAAUAGAGAAGAAGAGAGCAGACGAGGAAGAUGGCACAAGACCGCAGUUAGGGGUCCAGUCCCUGAGGAAAGAAAAGUGAACUCUUUCCAAGAUGAAAGACCCACAAAGCAUUCAGGAGGCUUCAGAGGCCCUGAAUAGAGAAGUUCAAAGGCAGGAAGAUAAAAUGGAGAAAGAAGAGAAAAAAGAAGACAAACUUAAAACUACUCUAAUAAAACAGCAUUCUUCAAUACAGUUUUUAUCAAAUACCACAGAUUCAGAUACUACAACACAGCUAUUGUCACGGUCAUUAUCCAAUGAAGUUCCUCUCAGUUACUAUGUGUCUAGUUCUCAGAUUAGUGGAGUAAACACAUCCAUGAUGGGACCAAUGGCUUCUAAAUCUACUGUAAUCAGCUUUUCCCAAGAAGAUAACAUGGAUUCUUUGAAAGAAAUCAACUCCUUCCUAUUUCCCAAGAAAAAGGGGCUGUCAAACUUUGAAUCCCAAUCAUCUGUGAUUGGUGAAGGAGAGGAUUACUUCCUUUCUUUGUUUCGAGAUUCCAAUAAAUUUCUUGACAAUUCACACCACACCAGAGAUAUUUUCAAACGCUUUUCUAUGAUUCUUGAAGAAGUUGGGACCUCUAUGUGCAGUUCUCUUGGAGACAUUGAAAUAGCUGAAGUGAAUGCCCAGGGUUUGUUUGUGAGGCUCCUUAACUCUUCCCCUGACAAGGAACUAGAGAUUGGAGAUCAUAUUCUCCAGCAGAAUGUGAAGGGACAAGCAGUUUCUUUGUACCAAUUCCUUCCCAAUAUUGUAAUGCAGGCCAAUUCCACAGUGACGGUGUGGGCAGCAGCAUCUGAAGCGAAGCAUCAUCCACCAUCAGACUUUGUUUGGAAGGAACAAAACAAAUUUAAAACAAGUCCAGAUUGUACAACGAUUCUGUGCAAACCCAACGGGGAAGCUAUUGCUUGGUACACUCCUAUUCACUGGAAGCAAGCAUGGGAAAAAUUGGAGACUGACAUUGAAUUUGACAGAUGUUCAGUCGUAACUCCAACAUUCAGAAAGGAUGUUUUUCAGUGGACCACACCUACAGCUGCAGUAACUAAAGAAAACCAAGAUCAAUCUAAGGGGGGAGAUACCUCAACAUGUCUAGUGGAACAAACUCCACCUUUUAUUAAGAGAGAAAAGGAAAUCCCACCAAGUCUUUUCCCCAAUCGAAGCCCUUGGGGCCAUAGUCCCUCUGUUCCUGCACAUCCUUACUGUCCUCUGAUUGACCCGUACAACAUGUGCACUACUGGAAGCAACUUGGAGAGACAGCCCAGGUGUCAGUCAACCAGACCUGAUCCAGCCCCAGAGACCAAGAAAAAAAGGAAAUCUAAGUUACAAAAGCAAUAAACAACCAACUCAAACUUUAAAGGACACCAAGAGGGUACCUGGCAUGUCACAUCAUGCAAGAGAGGUAGCCAGCAGCCAGCAAGAAAAUGGUUUGUUUCAGAAAAGAUAAGAAAUGUGAUCAUUUUUUUAAAGAGAGAGGUAAAGUUAGUUUGUUUUUCUAAGCAGUUGAGAACAAGAUCAUUGAUCAAAAGCAAAACCAGAAUGGUCUUUAUUUUGUUCACAUGAAGCUUACCAUGUGAUUUUAGUCUUUUAUACCCUGUCCAACCGUUAGAUAUAAACUCCUGCUAUUUCUACAGGUGCAUUUUCCAAUGUGUAGUGUAUCAGGAAUUAUGAAUCUUGUGCCCAGUUAUUCUAUACUAUUGGAAACUAUAGUGUGGGUUAGUUCAGCUUUCUAAUUAUUAGAGACUUACAAUGAGUGAAAUUCUAAUACACACUACAAUAUGGAUAAACUCUACAAUGAGUGAAACUUCUAUGGAGUAACAAAUUGGAACUUUGUUAACCUGUCCACAGUUAUCUCAAAUUCAGCCAAAGCAGUGUCACCUUCCAUCGUAUAAUACCAUAAAAAAAUCCCACAGAUAGGAAAUGAGAAAGGAACAAAAAAUAUUUUGAUCAAAUAAUGGGAUGGAACUAUUUUUUAACCAUUAUUUUUCCUUAUUCUAUAGCUAUCUUAUUAUAUGCCUAUCUAUAGUGUGGAAGUUGAAAAAAUAAUGGAAUAUUCAGUUAUUAAUUUUGAUCCUGUAUGUAGUCAGAAAGUAUGAUUGCUUCUGAUUCUGAGAAGAUACCCCUGUUUAAAUUGAUUUAUGUGCAUUUGUAUAGCACAUGCAGGAAGAUGGGGUGCCUGCUAUCUUGUGAUAUGAGAAGGAAGAGAGAGUGAAUUUUUUUCCCCAAAUAUCUGAUUAUAAAAAAUAAAGAGUAAAAUAACCCAAGACUUUAUUAGUAUUGACCAUGAAUAGAAACUCACUGAGUUUAUGGUUCAUUUUUUUCCAAAUAUCAAGAGCUAAAAAAUUACUUACUUAAAAAGAUACGUCAAGGGAUUCUAACAAAUAUGUGAACACUAAUGUUCGUAGAGUAUUAUUCACAGUAAACACAAAGUAAAACCAACCUGAGGGUCCAUCUUCAAAUGAGUGGACCUUUUGAAAUAUGGAAUACAUUGCAAGGAAUGUUAUUCAAACCUAAAGAAUGAAAUUCUAAUGCAUACUACAACAUGGAUAAAUCUUGAAAACUUUAUGCUCAAUGAAAUAAGCCAGACACAAAAAUCACGAAUAUUUGUAUGCUUUUACUUAUCCCAAUAAGAAAAUUUAUAGAGAUAGGAAGCAUGAUAGAGUUUGCCAGGGAUGUGGGGCAGCAGGAAGAGUGGGAAGUUAGUGCAUCAUGUGCACACUGGGAUGACAAAAACAAAUCCUGGAAAUGGGUGAUGCUUGCCCAACAUUGUGAAAGUACUUAAUGCCAUUAAACUGAACAUUUGAAAAUAAUUAAAAUGAGUUUUUAAGAAGCCUCUAAUAAAAUCUGACUAGCAUUUCCAAGAUAAAAAACAAAGAAGUCAUCUUCCAAUUUAAAGCAUCUAACAAGACAUCCAUUGUUUGACAAAAUAAUUUAUCAUGCACAUUUUAUUCUAAUAUAAAAGAGAUUCAUAUUAAGUACCUGUGUGAUGAUGCAGAAUAUUUUCUAGCUGCUGGGCUGUCCAGAUCCCAUUAGCUCUUCAUUCCUGAGACAUUCAGGGAUAGACUUGUACAUUUUGGGGAAACUGUCAAUCAACCUGUAUGCCUCUUGGUGCCAUUAAGUGUUGUCUUUGAAUCAUGGGUUGGUUAACAUAUGUAGUUGUUCUUUUUCAUGGUUACCACAGAAACUGGGUAGUCAUGAUGUUUUGAAAAGACUAGCAGAGAAUGUAAAAAUGUACAAUUAAAGUUAACUUGUUUCAUGGUCC
Molecule: messenger RNA, 5028 nt
Organism: Ictidomys tridecemlineatus (thirteen-lined ground squirrel)
Lineage: Eukaryota; Metazoa; Chordata; Mammalia; Rodentia; Sciuridae
Source: RefSeq, a predicted model, not a curated record